Molecule: messenger RNA, 1149 nt
Organism: Pecten maximus
Lineage: Eukaryota; Metazoa; Mollusca; Bivalvia; Pectinida; Pectinidae
Product: ragulator complex protein LAMTOR4 homolog
Exons: 4
Coding region: 135-431 (98 amino acids)
Biological process (GO): cellular response to amino acid stimulus; positive regulation of TOR signaling
Cellular component (GO): Ragulator complex; lysosome
Molecular function (GO): guanyl-nucleotide exchange factor activity
Source: RefSeq, a predicted model, not a curated record
GCGAAAAAAAACAACGAGAAAAAAUAUCCUACGAGAUUUGAUCGAGACUUCGGGAAACUGAUCAUGUGACUCGAAUGGCGACUGACAGAGUGAGUUAAGCAGUCAGAAUAGCAGCAGAAAAUAAUAACACCACCAUGACAAAUGUUCUGGGUGUAGACAAGAUUCAAGAUUCUUUGGGCUACCUUGUUCUCACUGAUGACGGAGCAGUGCUCAGUUCUGGAGGAGAAUUACAAAAUGCGGAGACCAUUGCAGAGAAAAUGACAAAACUUGUGUACACAGCAGCAAAAAUACAAGCCACAUCAGAUAAACGGGAAGUCUUCAAACGAAUUUCAGUGAUUUGGGAUACUUUCAUGUACGUGGUGACAGUAGCAAACCACCGUAUCUAUGUGUGUAAAAGACCCUAUAUGCCACAGGACCCUGUUGUCACAUAGUGUCACAUAGUGACAGAGGAAGUCGGUCAUAUUGAUAUAGUCACACUGUGCCAUCAUUUUAGGAAGCUGCAAUUAUGGGCCUGCAACAGGAAGCAGUGUCACACCAGAGAACAGCCAGCUUCUAGCAAACGUUACCAGCAACUGAAUUUCAAAUAUAUUUCUGUCUGAUUUUGAGAAAAUAUUAUUUGAAAUAUCAUUGAAGGACAAUAUGUUCCAAGGAAACAAAAGUUACUUCCAUUUAGUAAAAAAUAGCUUGAAUUUCUUUGACAUAUUUCUGUAUGAUUUUGAGAAUACACUAUAAAAAUGUAUAUAUAUAUAUAUGCACACUAGUACUUCUAUAAAUGUUUAUUUCAUGAUUUAAAGUACCUGUAGUUCAAAAUACGCGUUAGCUUCAAAUCCUAACUGUGACAUUGAUUUUGUGACAUGAUUGAAAUACUCUCCUGUUUAUGCCAACCAGUUCCUGUGAAGCUGUAUAUUCUAAAUGACAUGAUAUGAAUGUAAUAUUGGUAUUGAAAUUCAUCUUUUAAAUAUGAAGAAAUGAAACAUUUCAGUUACUUUUGACAUGAAUGGGAAAAUUUUUAAAAUGGGAGACAUGUUUGUGUGUUAAAGUAAGAAAAGUUUUUGUAAGGAAGAGAGUAUGAUUUACAAGGAAGAAAGUGAAUUUGUACAGAAUAAAAUUCAUGUGUUUGAUAUUUGAUAUUAAACUGUGAAUUCUGAG